AAUAAGAACAAUGAUGACGACUGGAGUGGCCGGCAUUGGUAAAACCGUCUUAACACACAAGUUCACUCUGGACUGGGCUGAAGGCAAAACCAACCAGGACAUACACUUCACAUUUCUCCUCACUUUCAGAGAGCUGAAUUUACUGAAAGGGAAAGAGUUUAGCUUGGUGGAACUUCUUCAUCACCUCUUUACUGAGACCAAAGAAGCAGGAAUCUGCAGAUACGACGGGUUCCAAGUUUUCUUCAUCUUGGAUGGUCUGGAUGAGUGUCGACUUCCUCUGGACUUCCAGAGAAACCCGAUCUGGACUGAUGUCACAAAGUCCACCUCGUUGGACAUGCUGCUGACCAACCUCAUCAGGGGUGACCUGCUUCCCUCUGCUUGCAUUUGGAUAACCACACGCCCUGCGGCAGCCAAUCAGAUCCCUGCUGAGUGUGUUGACAUGGUGACAGAGGUGAGGGGGUUCACCAACCAACAGAAGGAGGAGUACUUCAGGAAGAGAUUCAGAGAGGAGACGAUGGCCAGCACAAUCAUCUCCCACGUCAAGAAAUCACGAAGCCUCCAAAUCAUGUGUCACAUCCCAGUCUUCUGUUGGAUCACUGCUUCAGUUCUGGAGGACAUCUUCCAAAAUUCCCAGAUCGAAGAGAUGCCCAAGACCGUGACUCAGAUGUACAGCCACUUCCUGAGGGUUCAGUCCAUACAGGCGGACAGGAAGUACCAUGGGAGGGCUGAAACAGAUCCAGACUGGAGCUCAGAGAGCAGGGAGAUCAUUGUUUCUCUGGGAAAACUUGCUUUUAACCAGCUGGAGAAAGGCAACCUGAUCUUCUACGAGGCAGAUAUGGCACACUCUGCCAUCGAUAUCAGAGCAGCCUCAGUGUACUCAGGAGUGUUCACCCAGAUCUUUAAAGAGGAGUGUGGGCUGUACCAGGACAAGGUGUUCUGCUUUGUCCAUCUGAGCAUCCAGGAAUUUCUGUGUGUCAAUCUGCUCUCAACCUCCAGGAAAGAUAAACUCCUCCUCUACCAGAGUGCUGUGGACAAGGCCUUACAGAGUGAGAACGAACACCUGGACUUGUUCCUCCGCUUCCUCCUGGGCCUCUCUCUGGAGACCAAUCAGAUUGUCCUACGAGGUCUGCUGGGACAGAAAAAAAGAUCACUGACCACUCAGAUUAAAACAGGUCUGCUGCGACUGACUGGAAGUGGGUCAAAGACCAAUGAGGGAACAGUGUCUUACAUCAAGGAGAAGAUAGAAGGAGAUCUUUCUCCAGAGAGAAGCAUCAAUCUGUUCCAUUGUCUGGAUGAGCUGAACGACUGUUCUCUAGUGAAGGAGAUCCAACAGUACUUGACAUCAGGAAAUCUCUCCGGAAAACCUCUCUCCCCUGCUCAGUGGUCAGCUCUGGUCUUCAUCCUACUGACAUCAGAAGAGGAGCUGGACGUGUUUGACCUGAAAAAAUACUCUGCAUCAGAAGAUGGUCUUCUGAGGCUGCUGCCAGUGGUCAAAGCCUCCAAAACAUAUCUGCUGAAUGGCUGUCAUCUGUCAGAGAGAUGCUGUGAAGCUCUGGCCUCAGUUCUCAGCUCCAACUCCUCUAGUCUGAGAGAGCUGGACCUGAGUACCAAUGAUCUGCAGGAUUCAGGAGUGAAGCUGCUCUCUGCUGGACUGGGGAGUCCACACUGUACACUGGAAACUCUCAGGUCAGUUUUCAGCCUCUUCAAACUGUGUCUUGGGGUUGUUUAAUAUGUAACUCUGGACCGCUGAUGUGAGGGUUAGGGGUUGACCUGUUAACUACUAGUAUGUUAUGUUUGUUAUCUGUUAUGUAGCUCUGGCAGGCUGAUGUUAGGGGUUGACCUGCUAACUACU
Molecule: messenger RNA, 1852 nt
Organism: Gadus macrocephalus (Pacific cod)
Lineage: Eukaryota; Metazoa; Chordata; Actinopteri; Gadiformes; Gadidae
Product: NLR family CARD domain-containing protein 3-like
Source: RefSeq, a predicted model, not a curated record